AUGCCCGACCCAGAGUGUCACAUCCGAUUCGACAACAACCCGUACGGGGUAUAUUUUGCCGGGCAAACUCUAGCCGGACAGGUCGAGCUCCGUCUGACGGAGGUGUUGAAUGUUAUAGGUAUAAGCUUGCGACUCGAUGGGAUCACCGAGAUUGAAUGGUCGGAAAUAGUGGAAUCAUCCGCUCAGGCGGGACGCAAGACCACCAGCUACAGUGGCCAACAAACGCUGCUAAACUCCAUCAGCUUCCUGUGCGGAUCCUCAGUAGGGCCCGUACGCGAUCUGGCCAUCGGAACACAUACGUAUCAUUUCUCCUGUGAACUUCCGACCCACCUGCCGACUUCGUUCGAGGGCUACCAUGCGCGCAUACGCUACACGGCCAAGGUGUCGCUGCAUCGGUCGAAAAAUCGUACCGACCAGAUUGGCCAGACCAGCUUCACCGUGCUGCGGCACUUGAACCUAAACGAGCACGGCUCGGUGCUGGUCCUGCCGACGAAGAGCGAACUGACGAAGGUGUUCUGCUGUGGACCCUGCUCCUCGGAACCACUAUACAUAUCGGCCCAGAUUCCUCGCUGCGGCUACAUACCGGGUCAAACGAUUGUGAUGAAGAUAGAUGCCGUCAACCGGAGCCGGACGAGGGUCAACGAGUUCCGGGUGAAGCUAGUGCAGAAGCUGUGCUGCACUAGCCAACAUCCGGCGGUGGAAACGCGCACCGACUCGCUGGUGGUCGCCGAGUCGCGCUGCUCUGGCGUUACCUCGGGCGAGGUGGUCAAACACCAGCAGAAUCUUCUCAUUCCCGCCGUGCCCCCCACCUACACCGAUAGUUCCCAUAUCUUUAGCAUCAACUACGAGCUGGAGGUGGAGGCACGUGUCACCGGACCGAACAUUAGUCCCAGACUGGCGAUGCCCAUUACGAUCGGGACGAUCGCGCUGGAGACUUCGGUGCCGAGGGAUAAGCUGAAGCCACUUGCCAAACCACCGUGGGAUCCGUUCAGUUCGCAACACUACACCGAUAUAAUCGGCACACGGAUACCCGUCGGUAAUGCCGCUCGACGAUCGCAUGGCGGACUGGACGAGCCAUCGAACGGGUCGGGCAAUGUGCGGCUCCACUACAUCGUGCAUCGCACCAGUGGCGGGUCCGUCGACGGUUUGCCGGACGAGAACUGA
This is a messenger RNA of Anopheles coustani, 1164 nucleotides long. Its product is annotated as arrestin domain-containing protein 3-like. The transcript has 3 exons. Gene Ontology annotation, cellular component: cytoplasm. Lineage: Eukaryota; Metazoa; Arthropoda; Insecta; Diptera; Culicidae. Bases 1 to 1164 code for a protein of 387 amino acids. The record is from RefSeq and is a predicted model, not a curated record. Gene Ontology annotation, biological process: protein transport.